GCCCCGGCGCGGAGCUCCCGGACAUGUCCUUCCCCCCGGCGCUGCUGGGCUUGGCGCUGCUGCUGCUGGCGGCCGCGGGGAGAUGCUUCCCGGCGAGGAGGAGUCCGGAUGGGUCCCUCUCUGGGGUUAUGCAGAAGUGGAAGGAGUAUCAGCUCCAAUGCCUGAAAUACUUGUAUGAGACACCCCCCAUUGUGGCAGAAGGCAAAUUCUGCAACAGAACAUUUGACAAUUAUGCCUGCUGGCCAGAUGGACUGCCUGGCACCUACGUGAAUGUCAGCUGCCCUUGGUAUCUCCCCUGGGCUAAUGCAGUGAUGCAUGGGCAGGUGUACCGGUUUUGCACCCUGGAAGGGACGUGGCUGCUGAAGGAGAAUUCAACUCUGCCAUGGAGAAACCUGUCUGAGUGUGAGGCCUCUGACCAGGAUGCACCAGAAGAACAGCUCUUGAAUUUGUCCAUCGUAUACACAAUUGGAUAUGCUCUUUCCUUCUCUGCCCUUGUAAUAGCAACUGCCAUUCUUCUUGGAUUCAGACAUCUGCAUUGCACGAGGAAUUAUAUUCACCUGAAUCUUUUCACAUCUUUUAUCCUCCGGGCUAUAUCCGUCUUCAUUAAAGACUCAGUGGUGAAGUGGAUGUACAGCACUGCCACACAAGAGCACCAGUGGGAAGGACUUAUCUCCUUCCAGGAAUCACUCGGCUGCCGCUUGGUCUUUGUGAUGAUGCAGUACUGUGUGGCUGCAAACUAUUACUGGUUGCUGGUAGAAGGCAUGUACCUGUACACACUGCUGGUACUUUCAGUCUUUUCUGAGCAGAGAAUUUUUCGUCUUUAUCUCUGCAUUGGCUGGGGUGUGCCAAUGCUGUUUGUUAUCCUCUGGGGAACUGUCAAGUACCUUUAUGAAGAUGAGGGCUGCUGGACCAGAAACUAUAAUAUGAAUUACUGGUUGAUCAUCAGACUGCCCAUUCUUAUCGCCAUUGGGGUAAAUUUCCUGAUCUUUAUCAGAGUUAUAUGCAUCAUCAUCUCCAAACUACAGGCUAAUCUCAUGUGCAAAACUGACAUAAAAUGCAGGCUGGCCAAGUCUACCUUGACUCUGAUCCCGCUGCUGGGAACCCAUGAGGUCAUCUUUGCCUUUAUUACUGAUGAGCAUGCCAGGGGGAUGCUGCGCUUUGUGAAGCUUUUUACUGAACUCUCCUUUGCUUCUUUCCAGGGCUUGAUGGUUGCAGUUCUCUACUGUUUCAUCAAUAAUGAGGUUCAGAUGGAAUUUCGGAAAAGCUGGGAGCGCUGGAGAUUGGAACACUUGUAUGUCCAGAAAGACAGCAGUAUGAAACCUCUGAAGUGUGCGGCCAACAGCAUCAGUAGUGGAGGCACAGUAGGCAGUAGUGUCUACGCUGCCACUUGUCAGGCUACAUUCAGCUAAGAUUUCUGCAGAUGAUUCAGACUGAGAACAAUGAACUGUACAAUAUACCUAAAAACCCUUAAAUAACAAGGCAAGUGGCUUAAGUAUGCCAUCUCCAGCAAGAAACUUAAGCACAUGCUGCUCAUUGUCUGCAGGCUGUUGGACAAAGUUUUCUAAGGAAAGCAAUCUGCUAAUGCAAUCAACACAUCAGAGGAAAAACUGAUCAUAUCUAAAGUAAGUUAAAGGAGUUUCUUCGUAUUUGUACACAAGGCCUCCAGGUGUCUGAAACUUAAGCGUAGCAUUGAUCCAGUAUGAAACCAGAGGGUCAAUGGCUUAUUACUGUUGAGUGGGUGAGCUGAGCAGUUGACUGAUUAAAUUACAAGGAUACAGAAUACAAUUAUUGCCAAAAAGUACAUUCAGACUUUUAUGGGGAUAGGGUAAGGUGGGACACAACUUGCAUUCUAGGGAAGAAU
Molecule: messenger RNA, 1861 nt
Organism: Cuculus canorus (common cuckoo)
Lineage: Eukaryota; Metazoa; Chordata; Aves; Cuculiformes; Cuculidae
Gene: GLP1R
Product: glucagon like peptide 1 receptor
Exons: 13
Coding region: 24-1409 (461 amino acids)
Biological process (GO): cell surface receptor signaling pathway; adenylate cyclase-activating G protein-coupled receptor signaling pathway
Cellular component (GO): plasma membrane
Molecular function (GO): glucagon receptor activity; peptide hormone binding
Source: RefSeq, a predicted model, not a curated record